Theobroma cacao (cacao) is the source of this 1047-nucleotide messenger RNA. Its product is annotated as glutathione S-transferase-like. Gene Ontology annotation, molecular function: glutathione transferase activity; glutathione binding. Gene Ontology annotation, cellular component: cytoplasm. NCBI's taxonomy places the organism in Eukaryota, Viridiplantae, Streptophyta, Magnoliopsida, Malvales, Malvaceae. Gene Ontology annotation, biological process: glutathione metabolic process. The record is from RefSeq and is a predicted model, not a curated record.
AACGAUAUUGGUGCAGGCUGCCGCAGUCCCAUCAAGCUCCUCUUUAUGUCCUAGGUGGACCCAAUUUACCUGCCCUCAUCAAGCAAGGGAUAAAGCGGCCAGAAAAUUCUGUUUUAUAUGGUGGAGAGCGUAACAAGAAGAUCAACAGAUAGACAAGACCAGCAGUUCCCAAUGGCAACUCCGGUGAAAGUUUACGGCCCACCAAUGUCCACUGCCGUAUCUAGAGUCUUAGCCUGUCUUCUCGAGAAAGAUGUGCAAUUCCAGCUCAUCCCCGUUAACAUGUUCAAGGGCGAGCACAAGAGUCCUGAUUUCCUCAAAAUCCAGCCCUUUGGUCAAGUACCGGCAUUUCAAGAUGAGAGCACCUCCCUCUUUGAGUCUAGGUCAAUAUGCAGGUACUUAUGUGAAAAGUACGCAGAGAAGGGAAACACAGGAUUGUACGGGACAAACCCAUUGGCGAAAGCUUCCAUCGAUCAAUGGCUGGAGGCUGAAGGGCAGAGCUUUAACCCCCCAAGCUCAGUCCUCGUGUUCCAGCUCGCAUUUGCACCACGAAUGAAGAUUAAGCAAGACCAAGCCGUAAUCAACGAAAAUGAACAGAAGCUCGCCAAAGUGCUGGAGGUGUACGAGAAGAGGCUCGGGGAAAGUCGGUUCUUGGCGGGCGAUGAGUUUUCCUUAGCUGAUCUUUCACACUUGCCUAACACACAUUACUUGGUGAAUGCUUCUGAUAGGGGAGAGCUCUUCACUUUCAAGAAAAACGUGGGGAGGUGGUGGGGUGAGAUUUCGAGCCGUGAUUCGUGGAAGAAGGUGGUUGAAAUGCAGAAGCAGACGACUUGAACCAUGGUUUUGUUGGCUUUUCUUACAUGGUAGUCUUGUUGAGCUUUUGCUUCAAGUUCAACUAGGGUUUUUCCAUAUUUGCUCUGUUUCCAUGUUGUUGUUACCGUUGUUGUUUACCAUUAUAUUUCGUGGAUUUCCCCGAACAAAUCAUGACACGAUCAAUGUAUUUGGUUUUAAGAAUUAAAAUACAAUCCUUCAUCUAUCAGUUCAAUUCGU